AUGCAAAAUUUUGCCGCUCCAGAAGCGAUUAUAAUUUCCCUUAACCAGAACCGUUCGCUACUACACUCCGAACCUUCGCCCAGAAAACUCUACUGCCAUUACCGUACGGAGGAAUCCACACUCUAUCCACAUUCUAAUACCUACUCCAAGAGGCCCCCAGUUUUAUCUCCAUCUAUUAUUGACAAACUUGGCACUUAUCUUUCAACCGAAUCUCUCUCACUAACCGAUCUUAGAAAGGAAAGUGCCAAGCGAGGAAAUCUUUCCAUGUUUCGAAAGAGAGGAUCGAACGAAACAACUUUAUUCUCGCAUCAUCUCCAGACUUUGAGACGUCAAGCGCUCAGUUACUACUUUCCUAUUCAUCUCCCACUUAAAUCCGCGGCCAAUCCAAUCGAAUACUCAUUUUAUCAAAUUGACAUGAUAUCCUUCGCACUUCACAACCACCCCCCAUCAACCAUCUCCACAUGA
Lindgomyces ingoldianus is the source of this 465-nucleotide messenger RNA. RefSeq lists its product as uncharacterized. Bases 1 to 465 code for a protein of 154 amino acids. The record is from RefSeq and is a predicted model, not a curated record. The transcript has 4 exons. NCBI's taxonomy places the organism in Eukaryota, Fungi, Ascomycota, Dothideomycetes, Pleosporales, Lindgomycetaceae.